AGCCUCUAUGACUUCGUGAUAUGGCAUGACACAACAACAACGAUGCGCGAUCACAUGGCCUUUAGUCUUUCACAUGACAACCGAUUGGAUUCACCCCAGCACUACUUGCUCUGCUUUAUUUCAUCCUAAUAGGAUAUUGGACUUUGGAUUCGCUGUCAUCCCUCUAGGUUACUAUCUCCUGCCUUUUUUUCUUGGCUGUCCAUGCUCCCUGGCCGGGAAGAGUCUAAACCCACACAGCUCUACGUCCCUUGAUACACUUCGUGAAUAACAAAGACCCUUUGAAGCCUCAGACGAUCAGGAGACUCUUCAGUGAUGGCUUCACACAGCAACACUGGUGCAAACAGCCCUAAAAGUCAUCGCCAUAACCCUUCCACUUCAUCUGCUGUAUCGUUUCCUCCAGCUUUGUCCCAGCCGGGCGGUGGUGGUGGGACCCAUAUGAGCCAAUCUGCCAUACCCUUCCCUACGCGCUACGAUAGCGUUGCUACAUCCUCUGACAUGGUGCACCAUCGAAAUGCUAGCAUGCUGUCUUUCCCUGGAACUGGGCGAUUAUCUAUCAAUCGUGCAAGCGCGUUGGAAUUGCACGACCUUAUAUACGGUAGUUCUAUUCUACGAGAUGGCCCUUCUGGGGACGCUCGAGCCACCAUUGAGAGACUAUAUGAAAGGGAUGCUGUCUAUUCAAACCCCUUAUUGACGGCGAGCAGUGGAGAUGUGAUCAAGGAUAUCCAUUCUCUCGUGCACGCCUUCACGGCUUUCUCACUUCCAACACCCUUGUCAUUAUUCAAGCGUAUGCUCCGCAGCAAAGCCGAGACCGAAUGGCUCAAUAUUGCAAGGGUUUGGAGCGAAGUCGGUGAUGUAAUGGAGAGCGACGUAUAUGAUGGUCAUCGUAAAGUGAUCAUUGAGCACACCGUAUAUUUGUUAUUCUUCCCCGAUAUCUUCGCUCCUGAUUCUGCACCCACUCAAUCCGACCUCCUUCGCUUCAGCAGUACAUCUUCCACUAUCUCAAGUUCCACAACUACACCCGGUGACACCACACCCACAUCAUUCCGUAAUCUUUCCCUCUAUUCACAUCCUAGUCAACAUCAUCUUCAUCAUACUCCACAAAAGCAAACAAUUUCUUCCACAGCUCGUGCACUCCUCUCACUUUGUAGGCGCGUGACUCUCCCGGUUCACACCCGAUUGAUGUUCAAUGAAUCCGGACGGGUGGUUCAUCAUCAGGAUGUUUGGGAUGUGAAAGAUGUAGUGAGGAUGAUACCCGGAAUGAGCGUCAUGCAGUGGGCUGGGUCAAGGUUACUCGCGGGCGCCCUUAGCAGAGGGUAUGGGUUAUAUGAAACCAUCGUGACAGUAGCUGGUGACAACGGAAAUGGGUCAAAGCGAGUUUCGGGUGAAGUGGAGGAUGAGGAGAAAUUGGGCUUGUUGGAGGCGAGAGCGACUGAUGAAAGCGCGACUCCAUCGGCGGGUAAUGCUUUAGGAUUGAACCUAAGUGAUGCGAGUGAGAGAGCAGCGAAUAUUCAGUCGGGAAGGAUGAGAGCGCCCGACAUUGACGUCUCGGCGCCGAGUCCUUAGAUUUUGUAGGGCUAUUACCUUUGAUAACAGACAUUUUCCCUCCGUGUGGCGCAAGGUAGGAUGUAUGUAAUGCAGACAAGCGGACAUACCGUUACACCUUAGUAUGCCCUAUGUAUAACUCCAAGACGAUACUUGUGUCCAACUGCAAAGCCGAAACAGCCUACAGUGAAGGUGAUCGACCAGGAACCCUUGGGCCGUGCGCCGCUUCGUCCAAUAAUGAUAUCCUAUCUUACUGAGCCCUAACGAUGGUACAGAUACAAUGAAUAUUGUGGAAACGGGGGAAGGGAACAGUGGGAUUUCAAGUGUACUGCUACAUAAGGAAAAGUUGUCAGGGGCCAGGGGCUGAGGAUAACCCCGAGAUAUC
Molecule: messenger RNA, 1927 nt
Organism: Cantharellus anzutake
Lineage: Eukaryota; Fungi; Basidiomycota; Agaricomycetes; Cantharellales; Hydnaceae
Exons: 4
Coding region: 313-1563 (416 amino acids)
Source: RefSeq, a predicted model, not a curated record